Pseudophryne corroboree (corroboree frog) is the source of this 7865-nucleotide messenger RNA. It is a transcript of the gene STRC, whose product is annotated as stereocilin. Gene Ontology annotation, cellular component: stereocilium tip; kinocilium; cell surface. Lineage: Eukaryota; Metazoa; Chordata; Amphibia; Anura; Myobatrachidae. The transcript has 31 exons. The record is from RefSeq and is a predicted model, not a curated record. Gene Ontology annotation, biological process: cell-matrix adhesion. The coding region runs from base 496 to 6066 and encodes 1856 amino acids.
CUGCCAUAUGGGCUGAUCACGGAAGUGAACGGGCGGAGUCACUUGCGGCGUGACUGGGGAGAACGCCGGUGGGGGAAUCCUGGUGGGAGAACUUCAAGCGCCCACCUGUGCCUUCUACCGUCCUAAUCCUGCAUGAGGAAGACCUACAUCCGGCCAUCUCUGCUGCGACCCAGUAGCGGUUCCUCUUCCCGGUCACCGGAAGAAGCCCCGAGUCCACAGCACUUCCAGACCAGGAAUGAGCCUGGACGCGGCUGGUCAUGGCAGAAGGCCGAGAGUGCAAAGUCUCCAGUUACAUGCUGGGACAAGGCUAUGGUGUCAGAUGAAAGACUGAAAUGAUCCAGUUUAACAUUAAAUAGAGGCAUUAUUUGUGAUCCUGUUUCCGAACGUAAGGAUGCCAAUGGGGAGCCACAGAUACCCAGAGAUAUGAUCCUCCAGGUUACAUAGGAAUCUGCAUUUUUUCCUUCCUUAUUGGCUGCCUGGUAUCACAACUAGGAUAUGGCGAAACAAAAACUGUUCCUGGUGAUUCUACUGAUGUUCUUAACACAUGCAAGCCAAGGCAACCAAGAAGGGGAGCCAAGCAAUUUAGAAAAAAUCCUUUCAAUGUGGAAAUCAAAACUUAAGCAUCCUCUUCCCACUAUGCCUAAUUUCAAGGCAAAACUAAAUGCUGCUGACAUACACACUCUGCUGGAUCAAAUAGCAAUCAAUGUUGAAUCACUUUGGAUUACACCAAAAAGGAUGCCAUCACUCCUUGAUGUUCAGAGAAACAAAGCAAAUCAAAAUCGUCUCUCUGAAUUCCUGUACAAUAUUUCCACGUACCUGCAGGGCCAAGAAUCCCAUGAGCCUGAACCUGAGACCUGGGGCAACCUACUUCAUCAGUUUCUCCAGGUUCCUAAAGAGAGGGCUCCGACAAUCCCACUUCUGAAGAUGCAAGAUUUUCUUGUCGCUCUGAGAGGGAGCCAGAACUGGAGCGCUCUCCUAAGUUUUAUACAGGUCAUUUUUAACUCAAUCAGUAAAAGCCAGAAUGCUGCCCAGCUUUUGGGGCAGAACUGGGAGAUGCUCAGUGGAAUAUUGGAUACUCUGUUUCAAGCUUUCCUUAGUGGAACCUUAACACAGACUGGUGUAACACUGCAAGGAGUAUUUUGCUCUCUGAUGGGCCAUCAUAAUUGUGACUUCCGUCCUGAGCAUUUUCUAAAGCUCAUGUUACCCUUUGAGGCAAUUAACUGGAGGCCAGUCAUCAAUAUGCAGACAGGAAGUUCUGUGGCAUCACAUGGCAAAUACAGGCCCUUUAGCAUACUUUCAGAAUCCCUAAAAGACAAACAUGACAACUCCAGUAGACUUAGUUCUGGGCCAACACAGGCUGAAGUACAAAAUGUCCUUGAAAUUUUUUACCGUUCCAGGGAGAAGGAGACCAAAGCUGUUGACUCAGAUGGAGAUGUAGAUGAAGUUGUUUGGGAAGUACUAGAAGACCUGCGCCAAAGUUUCAUUAAAAAAAUGGAGAGGUCAGCAUAUGAUAACUUAAACAGGAAAGUCUCCCGCAUGGCAGGGACCCUGAUGAAUAGGGUGACUUCAGUACUUGGGGUACCUUACUCUGACCAAAAUGGAAAGUGCUCAGUAGGUAACCUGCAACAGCUGCUUCUGUGGGGAAUAAAGCAUAAUUUAACUUGGAACAUCCAAACUCUUGGUUUUACAUCAACAAAUUUCCCAUCAGCUCCUCCAAUCCUGACAUGUGGUAAGCCUGUUGGGAGAAUGGAAGUUACAGCACAUAAUAUCAGCAAGAGAUCACAGACUGAUAUUUGGGAGGAUCCACAGCCUUAUACAGAAGUCCUGGAAGCUGUAUGCAAUGACACUAUCCCUGGAUUGCCAGGUGUCUCUAACUUCACUGUGUUCCUGUAUUGUAAUGUGUACAACGCCACCGGGUACUCCAUACAGUCCACUUAUGACCUCCGGGCCGCCUGUUCUGAUGCUGCUUGGUACCUCUCUUCCAUGGAAGAAGAUUCCUUUUGGUUGUGGGUAUGUAGGGAAUAUUUUCCACUUGAAUUUAAUAUCACUGUCUGCAAAAACACAUCAUUUCCAAGGAACAGCCAAGACCCAGCAUUAAUGAGUGACCUAUGUACUAAUGUUUACAACAACUCUGAGAUGGUCCGGGAGCUGAGGAACAACAUACGGUGCUCAGAUAUCUGGCAGGGGCUGUCUAUGAACCCCAAAGCUUUGAAAACAUGUUUCUUUGAUAAUAAAACAUUUCUGAUGGACAAACUGUGCAGUAAUGUCUCCUUAUCUGACAUGCCAGAAGACAGUCGACCAUGGAUGUCUACAUUAUGCCAAAAGCAUAUGAUUAAAACUAACAUGCUCAAUACAACUGGUUCUUCUUGCAAUUAUAAGGCAUGGGAUAGAAACACCUUCAGUAAUGUGACAAUGGUGGAAAACUGCAAAGGGAUAAAUAUUCAGGAUUUUAAGGAUCUUGUGUGCAGAAAUGCUUCUCUGUAUUUCUCUCUGAAAUCUGUCCAUCCCUGGAUUGUGAACCACUGCUGGAAAAACAUUUCUUUAGAUGGCAAAUGUUUUCUUCAAAGACUGGCAGAUGUUCUACCACUUUCUUCAAGCUUUGAUUCUUCUCAACUGUGCAGAAAUCCUAUCUCAUACAUCAUAGGCCUGGUCUCCCAGCUUUCCCAGUGUGACAGUGAGUCAUAUGGCUGGGCUCUAAAUGUACAGUAUCUCCUUAAGGUGCUGGAUUUUCUGUUCUCUCUCUCAGAUUCGGAUCAGAUAGGUAAGGAAACAAGGGAUAGACUAGGAGAAGCCAUUCUCCUCUCUAGCCUGCUGGAUAAUAGCUCUUUCUGGGCUUCUUUCAAGAUGAAUUCCUCAUUGAGCAUCCUGGAGACUGUGGAAGCUUACCUAGAGAAAGAGAGUAAUGAAUCUGACAAGGAGGAUCUCCUCAGCUGUUUUAGUCCUGUACUGUGGGAGCUCAUCCAGAAGGAAGAAAAUGCAACUGCCUUUGAAAUUCUUCUCCAGGAAUACCUGCAGAUGCCUAGAGAAGGUUUUCAGAAGGUCCUGAUGUCUGCGGAAAAUGAUGCAGUGGAACGAUUUCUCUCACUGAUGCAUCGAUCAUGGCCAAAAAUUCAGGUGUCUCGGCCAGACGAAAGAGGAUUGGAGACUCUAACAUCAAUGGUCAUGCAGAAAUUUCCGCUCUUAACACCUCAGAUAUUUGUGGAUCUUUCCCAGUUCAUACAAUUUAUGUCCAUAUCUGACAUUGUCAGCUUCCCAAUCUCUUUAUUGGCCAAUCAGAGUGUAUUAGAUGCAAUCAGAAUCCACAGCCCAGACAUGAAGAUCACCCAGAAGCGCGCAUUUGCCAAACGUCUUCUGCAAGAUAACAUUUUGGGUGACAUCCCAUCGUGGCCACCACACCUCCUCCAAUCCAUCCAGCCGCUGCUGCCUCACCUGCCAAUCUGUCACUUCGUACAGCUCAGCUCUGAUCAGAUUAAGUUGCUGGCAGAUGGCUGGAAAGAUGUGAACCUGGGAAUGAUACAGGGCCGCUAUGUGGCACGAAGCCUUAUGAACAGAAGUCAAGAUGGAGACAGAGAACUGAGACUUGGCAAUCUCAUUUGUUACCUGACAUAUGGGGACCUGCAACAUCUUCUGCCCUUCCACUAUCCACUAGGACAGUUGGAGAAGAAGCUUCUUGAAUGUAUUUCACAGAGGACCAUAUCCCAUCGUGGACGACUGGCUUACUCAUUAGUGGAUCUAUUGAAAAGAGCCAAUUUGCAUACUCUGGCCAUUACUGAGCUCGUCAGUUGGAGAAGCCUUUUUCCUGAAAUGGGAGUCAUGUUCUUUCAGUCACUUCCAGACAGUUAUGUUACUAAUCUGCUCCCACAGCUACAUGCCUCUGAUCUCUCACCUGCCCAGGCCUUGUUACUGCUCACAUACACCACCACACAAUCAAAUGUUGCAGAGCGAGUGAUUUGUGGACUACACUCUCUAAUUCCUGUACUCAGCCCGGAGCACCUGCGUUCUCUCCCCACCUCUCUGCUAACCAGAGUUUGCCAAUGUCUGAGGCCUUCUCUGUCUCUGAUGACAUCUGCUCAGAAGGCGGGUUUAAUGCAGGCAUUACGGAAAUAUAUCCACGAUGUUGAACUAUGGCCCGAGCAGUUCUCAUGUCUUCUGCCCUUUGCGCCAUUGAAACUGUUGCACCUGGACACACAGAUACUGCUGAAGAACAUGAGUCUGUAUGGAGAACUGGCCUGGAUGCCUCAGCAGACCCAAUUCCUCUGGAGGAAGAUUCAGGCUGGUGCAAACCUGACCAAGAACACAAUCCUCACCCUAGGGACUCUGGCUAAUGGGAUCGAAUGUGACAACCUGCAGCAACUCAACACCCUUUCAGAAAUUAGAGAUGUGGUUAAGUAUCUUCAAGGGAUCCCUAGUGGUCUACGCAAAAGUCUUAGGAAGUGCAUCUUUGAGGAAAUUCAGAAGCGACUUGAGCUCUCUUGGGAAGACACAGGCUGGAUGGGACCUGAGUUUAUCACAGAUCUCCCAGUGAAGCUGAUUGACAGACUUUCCAAUGACUCAGUGAAGCUGUUCCUGGAACAUGCACAUAAACAUCCAAAAGGUUUCAUGGAGCUCCAGCCUUAUAAAAAAUCCAUCCUAGCUGAAAGAGCUCUUCACGUCUUGGAUAUCCCAAUAUAUGGAGAAAUAACCACACAACACCUGGAUCUCUUGGGACCUUUGGUUGGAUUUAUUGGAGAAGAAAGCAUUUCCAGAAUCAAUAGAAAGCAUCUGCUGCUCCACCUGGAUGAGCUGAAGACAUAUUGUUUGUCUGAGGAAUUCAGUGGACACCUCAGUCAGAUCUUGGUAGAAGACGACAUGCUUGGACAUCCCACUCAGUGGACACAAAGACACAUAGAACAAAUUGGGAGGAUGAUCUUUCAUCUGACUCCAGAAAACAUUAAUUCUGUGCCCAAGGAUGUGCUGACACCGGACAUUUUGGAAUGGCUGCUAGAGAGCCAGAGAGAAUGGGAAGCUAGUGACAUUGGGAAGAUCUGUACCAGACAAAGCUUACAUCUGCAGGGCAGGACAUGGAGGAACAAGAUGGUCUUGACAUCUACUUUAACCACGAGUGGUUUUAGAGGCAAUCGAGAGCCAAUCCCUAGCUGUGCGGACAUGAGAGUCACUUUCCCUUCAGCAUGGAGCUCGGCUCAGAUUGGCGGGAUGCUGCUGGGGGAGUUUGAAGGCUGCCUGGCAAUAAUCGCUGCAGAUCUGGAUCUAUCAGCUGACCAGGCCAAAGCCGCAGUAGCAAAAAUGAAACAGUUGUUUGGUCCAGUUAAGAGUAUGACUCUUGUGAAGAUCCUUCAGCUGGGAAACCUUGUAACUCACAUGACUGACAGAGACCUGCAUGAGAUGGAUAUAUCAGACUGGGGAGUCGUGUCUUUUCUGGGCAGGAUGGGCGGCUGGACUGCUAAACAGAUGAGGACGUUAGUGUCCAACAUUCUUCGUCAAAGCAGGAAAGGGGCAUCAGGUCUGGAUCUUAUGGAGCUUACAGCACUCGGUCACUUACUCUGUGGCCUAGGAGUAGAGGAACUGAAGAAGAUAAACAUUCAGGAAUUCAGCCAGGCAGCUGUGUUUGUGGGUACGCUAAAAUUGAAAUGCACCGAGGCUCAGAUGGAAGUCUUGACCAAUUUCUUAACAUCCAACUCAGCAUUUGGUGUGGUCAGCAGGUGGGGUCCGGAGAUCUUCACAGAGGUUGGUACACUUGCAGCUGGCCUUCCGGACAUUGUGCUGUCUUCUUUGAUAAGAGAUCAGAUUCAAGCAAUAACACCUGAUGCAAUAAGCCUUAUUUCUGCACCAAAGUUUGCUGUUGUCUUUAGUCCGGCUCAGCUUUCCAGCUUCACUAGCGAUCAGGCUACAGCAGUCACCCCUGAACAGUAUGAACAUCUCAGCUACCAGCAACGUCAGGCCAUCUCCACUGCUCAGUAUGAAGGGGACGUUCAUCAGGAUCCCCGUGGAGAAAAUAACAAUGCGAGGUCCCAGACUGCCGGGAUUCCUGCCCUCUAUGCACUGCCGCUGCUUCUGUUCCUAGUCUGACAGCCAGUAUCCCAGCCUAGCUGGUCGGCAUUUUAAGAAAUGUUUUUGUAAAACAUAGCUUAUAAAUCCUACAUGGAUUUUUUUUAUUGAUUUCUACUGGUGAUGUAUUAUGAAAAAACCCCUGGGAGUUAGUCAUUCCCAAAGUAUAUUUGUUUGGCAAAAGAAAGGGUUAUGUAAGUUUCUCUUGAAAAGGCCUGCGGCAGGUCAGAGGUACAGAUGACGGAAGAUGGGCAGCCAUAACGCAGAGGACAAAGAAGGAUGUCUGGAGGAUUCUCUUGCUCUGUAAUGAUGUAGAUACAUUUGUCAUCAUUAAAUGUCAUCUACCAAUGUUGGACCGGUAUACAAACGGGUCAUCACUAAAUCCAAUAACAUGGGCCCCCACUAUAGGGUUACAAAUAAUAUCAUUUAUAUGGUACAUAUUUUUAUACUAGAAUACACAAUCUACAGUAUGAAUGUAUCUAGAUAAUAAUAUAUUGGCAAGGUUAUAGAGCAGCCAAGCUGUUCAUACUGUAUAUCAGACAAGCUACAGCUGAUGUUGGACACUGAUCCCAGUUCCUGGGUAGCAGGAUUUCUGAGACCUGCUCCUUCCUAGGGAGCUGUCCGUACAUUGUGGUUCUCUGGUAGUGUGAUUGAUCCUUAUUAUCACCAUAAGAAGACCCUUCCAUCUGUUUGAAUGUAGGUCAAUGAGAAAGUGAUGGAUAAUACAGUAUCAGUGUGUGAAUGGGCUCUUAAAUAACACCCAACAGUGCAACGCAUUAUUAACAUCUUUAUCAAUAUGACAUAUUUGUCUGAACGACAGUAUAUAUAUAUAUAUAUAUAUAUAUAUAUAUAUAUAUAUACAUACCUUUAGUCCUCCAUAACUGCCCAGUACAGCAUCUACCUGAAUAAAUAUAUAUGCAACCAGGCUGAAUAAGCCCUGAGAUACUGAUUUCUUUGAGUCCAUAUAUGUUGGCGGCAAUGGCUACAGUAUAUGCUUAAUAGCGACGGCAUAGAGAUCAUGUUGACUUUUCUUUGAAUACAGUUAUAUUCUACCUGGGAACAAUUUUCUAAACCAUUUGCAUUUUUGUGUUUAACCCAGACCAUUUUUUCAACCUAGUAGGUGUGGAUUUGCUGUAUACAUUUUGUAAUGACAUGCUAUAGGAGUCUUAUGUUUAGUGAUUGCUGAUUGCAGAAUUUGUGUUACAGGUUGUCUGAAUGGACCUCCCCAGCACUUAGUUGUUUAUUACGUAUCUGUACGUUAGCUGGCAUCCACCCAUUUACCUCUAAUGGCAAAAGAUGUGUUUUAUGUUUACCUUUUCACAUGGAGAUUUACCUCCUGCUCAUGUGGAGACUCUCUCUGUGUAACCAUUAUCUAUACCAUGAGGCUGAUCCAGUAUAAAAUAGGCCCCACACAAAGAAUGACAAGCUAAGGGGAUUUAACUCUUUAGGAAACAUCUGUGAGCCCCUAUUAAUACUGUUUUGGAACAGAUUGCACAACUAUUUAGGUCAGAAUGGACCUUAUACACACAAUGAUGCUUUUGCCAAGUGUAUAGCGUCCUGUCCCAAGAGAUUAAUGCAGAUUUCAGACAUUAGGUCAGAUUCUUCUUAAUACAUAUGGGAAGUGCCUGUGAUACAUUAAAUGUAAAUGUAUUUUGUAGAGACAAUGCCCUUAUUGUGAAAGAACACAUAGUUUCUGAUGCUUAUGUCGAAGCCUUACUCAGUCAUGGGUCCAACCCUUGUUGAGAGUCACUGCAGUACUUCUGAUUUUAAAUCUGUGUGCUUCAGAUCCAUUUAUUUAUUAAAAUAAUUACCAUACCUUA